UUUCCUGGGUGAAAUUAUAGUAUUAAAAUGAAUUAUCACAUAGCAAAUAUUUAAGAAAUGAAAAAAUACAGACUUUUCUUCCAUAAAAAAGAAAACUUCUUUUGAAACCCAGAAUCCUGAAAUGUUGAAGACCUAUGAGUCUACUAAAAAGAGGUUACUGUAUUAAAAUAGUCCUGUUUUAAUGCUGGGGGUUUUUUCCUCUUAUGGCCCCCCAAAAGGAAUUCGGUCAACUGUCUUUAUUCACAGUAAUCGUGUCCGAUUAAGUCUCCGUAAAUGCUGACGUAUCCAGUACUGAAACACUGCUUUCAGGGGAAAACCAGGAUUAGGUUCCUGUGAGCCUCUGCUCAUAACAUUUUUGUGAUCUGAUCAAUACACUCCCUUGUUUGAUGUUUGUUUCUGUUUAAAGACGCCUUAUUUAAUUUUGAACUCAUGCCAACAGCACUAUAACUCGUGCUUGAACGAAGCUUACAUAACAUGUGUAUUUUCUCUGGAAGACACGUCACAGCCUUGUUGUGCUCUGGAAUCCUAGACAGGACUUCAGCCCUAUGCUUGCGGGCCAUUUUGAAUAGCGACAUCACCAACAAAAAGCACAAAAAUGCAAAGAAUGUGGCACUAAAUAGACCAAGAAAAGGACAUUUGUUGACAGUAUGAGAGCUGAAACAAGAAGGUGGAGGGUAGCCUUGUCCGAUGCCAGCUGGUAACAUGCAUCUUGGAGGCUCAAGUGUUUUUACCACUCUGUGCAUGUCAGUGAAUGACCACGAACACGCUGAGAGUGCUGAUUCGGGGGGUUGCAAGUAAAUUUUAGCGAGUAGGCAAAUAAGCAAAUACAGAAUCCAAAGAUAGCAAAGAUCGACCAUAUUUAGAAAAUACACUUAUAGAAAUUCAAGUGAAUUGGGUGCAAGUUAUGGGAGAUAUUAAUGGCCAUGAGUAGUCAUAGAUAGGAACAUUAGCGUUGUCCUGUCUUACUCAUUCCUGACCCCUAUGCCUCCUUUUAGCCCAACGACCAAGACACUACUUCUGGAAGCGUAUGCUUUCAAAUUGACAUUAUAAAGGGCUCUCUCUUUGGGGACAGGGUAAGGGGGUCAGUCUGAUGCUUAGUGAAGUAAGGUGAUUGGUCAAAGAUCAUAGGGCUGGUUAUUGAUAGAUGUAGGACAAAAUACACUCAAGUCCUGUUCUUCAACCCCAUUUUGACCUCAUACCUCCAGCUUCUUACACCGCUGCACUGUAGAGAAAGAGACCCAGGCUUUGUGUGCUGCUGACAACAAGGAAAACCUCACUGGAAACAACACAGAGUGCCUGCUGAAUGAGCGUCCUUUGAUAGCUUUCUCUAUAUAUAGUAAUCUCAUUUAGACAUUUACUGUCUCUCUGCGGCAGGUAAACUACAGAGAUUUAUCUGCCUGAAACCACUACUAACAGCUGGAUUACGUCAUCCACCAUUUUUCUACAAAACAAAGAAGAAUCAGAGCAAUAAAAGAAAUGGCCAGGGUCUUAGUUCCUGGAGGCCAGCUGAUGAUUUAUGUCUGGGCUAUGGAACAAAAGAACAGGCGCUUUGAGAAGCAAGAUGUGCUUGUUCCCUGGAACAGGGCUUUAUGCUCCCAGCUCUUCUCAGAACCCAGCCAGCCUGGGAGAAAGAAGCAGUGUGGACAUCCGGAAAGAAGCCAUCCCUGUCGUCCUCCUUGCUCUGUGUGUAGCUGUUCUGGUUGUUUUAAAGAGCAGUGUGGUUCAAGACGGUCCCACAGCAUAGACUAUGAACCAGUGACGGCUGGAACCUGUUGUGCAAAGGUUUCUAGGGAAGGAGAGGAAGAAAAUGGAUUCUAUAACACGUUAGGAAAAUCUUUUCGUUCCUGGUUUUUCUCCAGAUCUUUGGAUGAAUCAACUCUGAGGAAGCAAAUUGAAAGAGUGAGACCCUUGAAAAGCACAGAAGGAUGGACCAACAGCACUGUGUUGGUCCAGCCCUCCAGACGCUCUAGCUUAGACUUAGAUCACCAAGAGCCAUUUUCAACAACAGAGCAAAAUUUAGAUGAAGAAGUGUUUGUGGAAAGUUCUCAGAAACGUUCGGAAGGGCUGAAAGCACCAGCCGCCAGGAAACACCUAAAUGGAGACCAUCACGGUGAAAUGAGGAGAAACGGAGAGGGGAAUUUUCCGGAGAGCACCAAUACAAAUGAGAAUUGGGCGUGUGCAGGUAACUUAGAAGAAGGUAACCCUUCUGCUAGGAAGAUAUUGAGAAGGAUUUCUGCAGUCGGUUCCACAGAUUCCAACCCAGAUGACGCAAUUUCUGUCGAAGAACAGCCCGACGUUUUGGAUUCCAGAGCCUUUAUGCGUUACUACCACGUGUUUCGAGAAGGUGAGCUCUAUGCCCUGCUGAAGGAGAAUGUGUCAGAGCUCCACAUUCUGAGCUCUGGGAACGACCAUGGCAACUGGUGUAUCAUUGCAGAGAAAAAGGAAAAUUGUGAUUGACCGGAACAUUUUAGACAACUCUUCUAAAAGGUGAACCACGUUCUUUUCACCAGGUUUGGUAUAGUUACCCGAAUUUGCGUCCAAUUUUAUUAUUUCUUAAUCCAUUUAUGCUUUGGUCUGUAGAGACUAUGAAUUGAUCAUCUUUUUAAUGUUUGGGUACACACAGACCAUGGCAUCUAAAGCAAUUGCCAAAGGGUAUUUGUGGUUAAAUGUCAAUAUAAGAGACCUGAAGAAGCAAUAUAAAACAAACUUCAAUAUAGUUUGGAAUUUUUUCCCCUGAAAGGUGAAAUUAUUAUAAAAAUAGAUGUAGAUUGUUUUUCAGUAUUAUACAUUGAUUUUAAAAGAUUCUGAUUUUAAGUAUUCCUUCUAAAAACAGAAUUUUUAUACAGUAAAGGGGCAAUUUCUGCUUCUUGGGUUAUAAUUUAGAUCUGUGUGCAAGAUGACAGGUAAGCCUGUUUCAAUGCAUAGAUGUAAAUUGAACCAUAUGAUACAUUAUUUUGUUGCCAAGGCCUUGCUGUUACUUAAAAGCUGCAGAAAGUGAGAGACAGUGGAGAGAGACAAGAAAUGUUACACAGACUUUUCUAAAUGAUAAGAAAACUUGCUUCAAGAUAAGUAAAUAAUAAGGUUUCAGUGUUGCUCAGAAGGUUUUUAGAGGCGCUGUUAGCAUGUAGAUGUGGGUUCUAGAAGUUACUGCAAGUACCCAGGUAUUUUUCUAACCUUAUUAGAAGCAGAAAUAUCAGUUAUGAUAAGACCAAGAUUGACUAAUGGGGAGUUUUCCUCUAGAAGGAUGCUUUUCUUAUGAAUUGAAGGGAUAUUUAGGAAAUGAGAAUCUGGCUGAAGCACU
Equus caballus (horse) is the source of this 3301-nucleotide messenger RNA. The record is from RefSeq and is a predicted model, not a curated record. Lineage: Eukaryota; Metazoa; Chordata; Mammalia; Perissodactyla; Equidae.